CCUCUUCACUUUGCUCCUCACAAAACAAUCUAGUGUUUUGAAUUUUUAUCUCUUGUCUAAUGUCAUCCUCGGAAGCUAUUGCAAUUGAGGCUGUUCUAGUCAUAGUAGUGAUUGUCGCGAAGGUAGCUAUUUUAAUCUGUGUGUGUAGAAAAAGAAAUCAAGUAAAUGGUGGAACCAUUAGUCCAGAUUCACAAUUUAUAACACUCACUAUGGAUAAAUUUUUAAACGACAUGGAAAGGGAGAAGCCGAUAAGAUUCACCGGUCAACAACUAAGAAUUGCAACAGACAACUACUCGAACUUGUUAGGGUCAGGUGGAUUUGGUACAGUUUACAAAGGAAUUUUCAGUAACGGAACCAUGGUAGCUGUGAAGGUUUUGCGUGGUAGUUCUAACAAGAAAAUUGACGAACAAUUUAUGGCAGAAGUUGGAACAAUCGGUAGAAUUCAUCACUUUAAUCUUGUUAGGUUAUAUGGAUUUUGCUUUGAAAGAAACUUGAUAGCGCUUGUUUAUGAAUACAUGGGAAAUGGAUCACUUGAUAGGUAUUUGUUUCAUGAAACAAAAGUGUUAGGAUAUGAAAAGCUUCAUGAGAUUGCAAUUGGUACGGCAAGAGGCAUUGCUUACUUGCACGAAGAGUGUCAACAUAGAAUAAUCCACUAUGAUAUAAAACCGGGAAAUAUUCUCUUGGAUAAGAACUUCUAUCCUAAAGUCGCUGAUUUUGGUUUGGCCAAAAAUUGCAACAGGGAAAAUACUCACAUAACAAUGACCGGGGGAAGGGGGACGCCUGGUUACGCCGCACCUGAACUUUGGAUGCCAUUUCCUAUAACUCAUAAAUGUGAUGUUUAUAGUUUUGGUAUGCUAUUAUUUGAAAUUAUAGGUAGGAGAAGAAACCUUGACAUUAAAAACACUGAAAGCCAAGAGUGGUUUCCAAUUUGGGUUUGGAAAAAAUUUGAUGCUGGACUUUUGGGGGAGGCAAUGAUAGUUUGUGGAAUAGAAGAGAAAAAUAAAGAGAUUGCUGAGAGAAUGAUUAAGGUAGCUUUAUGGUGUGUUCAAUAUAGGCCAGAAUUAAGGCCUAUAAUGAGUGUUGUGGUGAAAAUGUUAGAAGGUUCAUUAGAAAUUCCAAAGACUUUUAACCCAUUUCAACAUUUGAUUGAUGGGACUGAGUUUACUACUCAUUCAGUGCAAGAGUCAAAUACAUAUACAACUAGUGUUUCUUCUGUUAUGGUAAGUGAUUCCAGCAUUGUAUGUGCUACUCCUAUUAUGAGGAAAUAUGAGAUUGAAUUGGCAUCUAGCACAGCUUGAUGGAAAGCAUAUGCUACAUCAUGAGAAGGAUUGCAUGUUGUAAUGAAGUUGUAAAUUUUUACCUUUCUACUAGUUUGAUCAAUAGAAUCUAUUUUGCUUUGGCGUCCUA
Messenger RNA from Medicago truncatula (barrel medic), 1407 nucleotides. RefSeq names its product G-type lectin S-receptor-like serine/threonine-protein kinase At1g34300. The coding region runs from base 60 to 1298 and encodes 412 amino acids. The record is from RefSeq and is a predicted model, not a curated record. Lineage: Eukaryota; Viridiplantae; Streptophyta; Magnoliopsida; Fabales; Fabaceae. Gene Ontology annotation, biological process: protein phosphorylation. Gene Ontology annotation, molecular function: ATP binding; protein kinase activity. The transcript is spliced from 2 exons.